Messenger RNA from Zalophus californianus (California sea lion), 2519 nucleotides. It is a transcript of the gene MNS1, whose product is annotated as meiosis specific nuclear structural 1. NCBI's taxonomy places the organism in Eukaryota, Metazoa, Chordata, Mammalia, Carnivora, Otariidae. The record is from RefSeq and is a predicted model, not a curated record. The coding region runs from base 96 to 1583 and encodes 495 amino acids. Gene Ontology annotation, biological process: cilium organization. The transcript is spliced from 10 exons. Gene Ontology annotation, cellular component: motile cilium.
AACCGCGUAAACAUCGGAGCUCUCAGCCCGCCACUGGUUUUGCAGCGGGAGGUGGUGGCCGCUGGAUCCCGAGAGGGGGAUUUUCCUCUGCCAAGAUGGCUUCUAAAAGGCGAACUUUGAGCUUCAGUGAAAGGCAUCAGAAACGAGUUGAUAUAAAUUACUGCAAACAACUGCAUGUCCAAUCAAUAAGAAAGAUACAAAAUCAAAUCAGGGAUCAAAUGGUGCAGAAUGAAAAUAAUGACCUCGUGGAGCGCAAGAGAUUCCUCAGAUUAUUACAGAAUGAACAAUUUGAGUUGGAUAUGGAAGAGGCCAUUCAAAAGGCAGAAGAAAACAAAAGAUUGAGGGAACUCCAGCUUGAACAAGAAGAAAAAUUGGCUAUGGAAUUGGCAAAACUAAAACAUGAAAGUCUAAAGGAUGAAAAGAUGAGGCAACAAGUAAGAGAAAACAGUAUUGAGCUCAGGGAAUUGGAGAAGAAAUUAAAAGCAGCUUACAUGAAUAAAGAAAGGGCAGCUCAGAUUGCAGAGAAGGAUGCCAUUAAAUACGAGCAAAUGAAACGUGAUGCUGAAAUAGCUAAAACCAUGAUGGAAGAACACGAGAGAGCAAUUAAGGAAGAAAGUGCUGCAGAAGACAAACGGAAUAAAGUAAAAGCACAGUAUUACCUUGAUUUAGAGAAACAACUUGAAGAACAAGAAAAGAAAAAGCAGGAAGCGUAUGAGCAGUUACUAAAAGAGAAACUCAUGAUUGAUGAAAUUGUUAGGAAAAUCUAUGAAGAAGAUCAAUUGGAAAGACAACAAAAGUUAGAAAAAAUGAAUGUAACUCGAAGGUAUAUAGAAGAGUUUCAGAAAGAGCAGGCUCUCUGGAGAAAGAAGAAACGUGAGGAGAUGGAAGAAGAAAACAGAAAAAUCAUCGAAUUCACCAACAUGCAGCAACAAAGAGAAGAAGAUCGGAUGACAAAAGUUCAAGAAAAUGAGGAAAGAAAGCUACAGCUUCAGAACAUGCUGACUCAGAAAUUGGAAGAAAUGCUGCGGCAACGUGAAGAUUUGGAACAAGUACGACAAGAAUUAUACCAGGAAGAACAAGCUGAAAUACAUAAGAUGAAACUAAAAGAGGAAGCAGAAGAGAAAUUGAGAAAGCAAAAGGAGUUGAAGCAAAAUUUUAUAGAACAAAUGGCCCUGAAGGAAUUAGUACUCCAGGCUGCAAAAGAGGAAGAGGAGACCUUUAGAAAGGCAAUGCUAGCUAAGCUUGCUGAGGAUGAUCGGAUAGAACUGAUGAAUGCUCAGAAACAAAGAAUGAAGCAACUAGAACACAGGAGGGCUGUGGAAAAACUCAUUGAAGAGCGUCGCAACCAGUUCCUUGCAGACAAACAACGUGAACUGGAAGAAUGGCAGUUGCAGCAAAGAAGACAAGGAUGUAUUAAUGCAAUUAUUGAAGAAGAAAGACUAAAACUUCUCAAAGAACAUGCAACAAAGUUACUAGGAUAUCUCCCUAAAGGAGUAUUUAAAAAAGAGGAUGAUAUCGAUAUGCUUGGUGAAGAGUUUAGGAAAGUGUAUCAGAAAAGGAGUGAAAUUUGUGAAGCUAAGUGACACCAUCAAGAUUUGGUAAAACCUGGAUUGUUUUUACCACUAGAUGUCACUGUAACUUUUGUUUUACUAAUCUAUUUAGAUUUUCUAAAGUGUCUCUAAUUCAUAAUAUUUUUCUGAUAAAAAAUUAAGCUACAAAAUUGCUUUUAGUUAAACUCGUUCUUGUACUGAUGAUAAUUUGAAGAUCUGAGUUCUACACCACAUCAGGACAGUCUAUAUAAAUAUAAAUACAUUAGAGGCCAAACCCAGGAGACUAACUUCUCCAUACUACUCCUGCUGCUCAGAGCUUUUUCUAAAGUGUCUCUAAUUCAUAAUAUUUUUCUGAUAAAAAAUUAAGCUACAAAAUUGCUUUUAGUUAAACUCGUUCUUGUACUGAUGAUAAUUUGAAGAUCUGAGUUCUACACCACAUCAGGACAGUCUAUAUAAAUAUAAAUACAUUAGAGGCCAAACCCAGGAGACUAACUUCUCCAUACUACUCCUGCUGCUCAGAGCUUUUUCUGCAUUGCCAUUCAGACUACAGUUCCGUUGGUAUUUGUGUUUUAGGAACUUUACUUCCGGGAUUUGGCCAGCCAAAGUAUCUUUUUCUUUCUACUAUAAGGAAAGAGAAUAGUUAAGAGUGAGGAAUUUCAAAGUGCUUUAUUGUCAAUAAAAACUUAGAAUUUGUAUCAAAUAAAUUUAUCAUUUAUGAACUAGAGCUGAAUCUCCAGAACAUAAAGUAGUUUACAUUAGAGUGUAAGUGGGUCAUAAGAAUCAAAAGUUAAAUCCUAUUAUUUUACAAAAUAUUACUUUUCUAAUAAUUACAUAUCAAUUUUGUAUCCCCUAAAUCUGAACAGGGAAUUCACUGGAGUUGCUUUGAUUUCAUUACCAAAUAUCUUCAUUACUUAUAAAGAGUAAAAAUGUCAUUAAAACUAUAGUAAAAUAAAAUGUAUAUGGAUCAUA